ACUAAAUAGAAACAACAAUACGUAUGUACAUAUCUAAAUUAAAUUUUAAGUAUGUAAAUCGUAAAUGUGCCGGCGAAUAGUUAACCCCACAUAUUUUUAAAUUUGCGCGCUUUUGUAGUUGUGCCGACUGCUGAAGAGGCAUGUCUUCUGUCAAGCCGCAGAUAUUAAUUAUAGAGCCAUUCUAUGGCGGAAGCCAUAAGCAGCUAAUAGAUACUUUGAUCGAGAGCCUGAAUCUAACCGACUAUGAGCUUUUCAGUCUGCCAGCAAAUAAGUGGCACUGGCGAGCCCGCACCUCUGCACUUUACUUUUCACAGCUAAUUCCGCCUGAGCACAAUUACAAAGUACUCUUCACGAGCUCAGUUCUUAGUUUGGCUGAGCUAAUAGGUGUACGUCCCGACUUAGUCACAUGUCGAAAAAUUGUCUACUUUCACGAAAACCAGCUUGUAUAUCCAGUGCGUGAGGUGAAGAAACGCGAUUGUCAGUACGGAUUAAACGAGAUACUCUCUUGUUUUGCCGCAGACAUCGUGCUCUUCAAUUCAAACUUCAAUCGCAAUUCAUUCCUGGACAACGUGCAGCCCUUUCUUAAUAUUCAGCCUGAUUUCAAGUUAAAGCACAUUCGCGAGAAAAUAGAAAAAAAAUGUGAGGUGCUGUACUUCCCCAUUAAAUUUCAUGCGUUCCCCAAUAAGCGUCGCAUCGUGAAUGUAGAAGUUGAUGUUGAUGUUGCUAACCUGGAGCAAGAGUGCUUGCAUUUGAUUUGGCCCCAUCGUUGGGAGCACGACAAAAACCCAACUCUGUUGGUUGAAGUGCUACUCGAGUUAAACAAGCGGCAGGUAAACUUCAAGGUUACCAUCUGUGGCGAGAAGUUCCCGAAAGUGCCAGAAGCCUUUGAGGGAAUACAAGAAAAGCUGGGCGCCAAGCUCGUUAACUAUGGCCGCUUAUCGCGCGAAAAAUACAUAAAGACGUUGCUCACUGGAGACAUCGUUAUUUCGACGGCAGACCAUGAGUUCUACGGCGUGUCUAUGCUAGAAGCUACAUACUGCGGUUGUUACCCUAUUGCCCCUAAUAAGCUGGUAUACCCAGAAAUCUAUCCCAAGGUAAACCUGUACAACACGCCUAACUCUCUGAUAAAAAUGCUUUACAAUUGGUGUCGAUAUCCGGGACCUUUCCGUAGGAACCGAGAUAAAUUCUUCCAGUCCUUCUCGUUUGAUCAGUACUCUGCAAAGCACUUAGUGCCCCGGUAUCUCGAUAAAAUGGGGACUUAGAUUUUUAGCUUUUGAUUUAAAUCAUAGUAUAGAGAAAGCUAAAUGAAAGGAUCGAAUCUAUUACAUACACAUGUUAUUUAAAAGUUGGUAGAUCUAUAUUAAUAGAUAUGUAAUGCGUAAUCCAAAUUGACACCGAUUGAAAAUUGAUUUUUCAAAAGAGCGAUUAGAGUAUAAUUAUGUAUUACUGCGGCUACCUAUCAUGAAGCUUAAGUUGUUAUACACAUCCUACAGUGUAAAAAUCUUGCUGGAUGUUUAUAUGUAAUGACUGCAACUUUCAAGUGGCGAUGCAAUUACUGCACCAUCAAGUGGCCCGUGUGAAACCAGCAGAAGGCUGUUGCGCGCGGAUCUCAGGCAAAACGCAGCCCUCGAGCGCGAAAAUGCAGGAAAGAAAGCUUUUAGACUAAUAUGCGAGGAAAAUUAAAACUAAACUUACUAAAAGAACUAAGCAUGCAUUCAAAAUACAAAAACAAGUAAAAUUGCUAAUUACGAGAAAGGUA
This is a messenger RNA of Drosophila miranda, 1759 nucleotides long. RefSeq names its product glycosyltransferase-like domain-containing protein 1-like. Lineage: Eukaryota; Metazoa; Arthropoda; Insecta; Diptera; Drosophilidae. The coding region runs from base 141 to 1262 and encodes 373 amino acids. The record is from RefSeq and is a predicted model, not a curated record. Gene Ontology annotation, molecular function: glycosyltransferase activity. The transcript has 3 exons.